Molecule: messenger RNA, 1620 nt
Organism: Sparassis crispa
Lineage: Eukaryota; Fungi; Basidiomycota; Agaricomycetes; Polyporales; Sparassidaceae
Exons: 5
Coding region: 1-1620 (539 amino acids)
Source: RefSeq, a predicted model, not a curated record
AUGUCGCAGCCUUCCAGUGUGCUCACUGCCGACAAGGACGGCUGGUAUAGGCCAGCCGUCAAUACAGAUGCAGGAGUCCAGUCAACUUUUAUGGCUCUGCGGAAUGACUUGGCAGAGGAAUUCACCGUAGAGAGAAUGCUCUGUCCCCACCCUACAAUUCCCGGGUCGUUCAUAGAUUCUCGCGAGGGACUCGCCACCAGCACUCAUAUGGACGAAGUGCAGCCUGCUCCCCUUCAGGUGGACAAGGCACAAGGCGCUCCUCCUGGCUUGGAUGCUUCAGUCCCUCAGCUAGGGUCUGUCGGUCCUAAAUCCCUGCCUUUGCUUGCCCCUACGCAUCACAUUGAGCCGCGGCAACCUACUCUGCCCCCUGCAAACAUUGGAGGAAUGGCAAAGGAAUCCCUGGCACCUGCGCCGACAGUUGAGGUCACAGCCAUGCAACAGCUGGUCGAAUUUAUCGGCCUCGCUGUCGAUCAAUCAGUGCAGAAGGCACUUUCCAACUUCACUCCGGUACUCGAACGCCAGAACGAGAUCAUUAGGCAGUUGGCCCCUCUGGCUACGCUUUUACCGUCGGCGCGGGCAUCGACAUCUGCCAAGAACGAAGGGCGGUCCACUGUCUCCCACUCCACGCCGAAUGGUGAAUAUGAUGGCGGAGAGGAGGAUAACGACGAUUGCGAUGAUGCGCCGAUCUCGCGUGUCAAGCGCUCCAGAGGAGAACGUGAUAACGUCUUUCAUGAUCGCUUUCGAGAAUACCUGAAGGUGAAAGGUCUUCUGCCGAAGGCUCGAGACAGCCCCCUCUCUCUGGUCCCGAAGCCGGAAAUCAUGCAAGCAUGGCACGAUGGCGAGGGGGAUGGUCCCGAUGUCACCACUCCCCUGAUCGAGUGGUCAUUGCCGCUGAGUUCUGCGUGGAACAAGGAGGUGAUCCACAUCGUCACUGAGGAGUUUCUCAAGCAGGUAGCAGGAGGCGAGCACCCACCGCUUGUGUCCGAUCCAGCGUGGACAAUCACGACGGCAUCACAGUGUUGCCUGCACAAGCUGCAGAACGGGCCUCACAAGCGAUUCACAGAAGUGGAAUUAAUGGAGGACGAAGAAGUGGAGUCAGCGAGGAAUACUGCGAAGAAGCAACGUAGGAAGAACAGUCGCAGGGAGACGGUGUAUAAACGGCGCGGUGACAUCAUCGAGGUCAACCUUCAAGACAAUCCGGCAAUCUGGGGAAAAGUCAAGAUUAUCCACAUGGCCUUAGGUCAAGGAGGCAUAAGUUCGGAUGAGACCAAUGGCGAGUAUACUCGUCGCAACGACAAGAAAGUUCGACGUGUUUGCUUGCCAUGGCGCCAUCCCUCUCUUGCUGCAUUUUACAGGAACGUCGAUUCUUAUGAGGAUGUGCACCCACUUCAUCUCACGGAACAAGGCAAUUACUCGCUGUCUCGCAUCUUUGAAGCAAAUGCGUCGUCAUCGUCCAAGAGAAAGCUGAUCACGCAGUUGCCGAAGAACUUCUACAACCCCGACUGGAUGAAGACUAUCACUCGUGCUCAGCGCAGUACCCUAUGGUUCAAACUGGCAUUCGAAAUACCUGACCUCAUAAGAAGCGUCUUUGUGUGUCGUCAUUUGCUGGCUCACGUGUGA